AUGUGGUCCGGUUACGGAGCCGUGGUAGCCUUCAUGGUCUGGAUUGAGACGCGUACCUCAGCAAAUACAAUCCGUGGUGGUAUUUCUCCAAAGUAUCUCAACGAAGCUAUUGCACUGAAUGCCGAAUCGUACGAGUUUCUUCACAUGAGGGGACGACUUGCAUAUCAGGUGUCGACAUUGGGAACCAUGGAAAGAACGGUCGCACGCGCCAUUGGCUGCCUCCCGGAGACCAGCUUGCAACAAGCACUAGAGGAUCUGCUUGCGGCUGAAAACGCUUCACCAAAUGAAAUCGAGAACGUUUUUUUCUUGGGGAAAACUUACGAUGCAUUAGGGGAUUAUAAGAAUGCAGAAAUUUAUCUCAAAAAAGUGUUGACGAUUCCAACGGAUCCGAACUGCAUGGUAGAGCUCGAAUACGCACAAGAAGCCAGAGAAAUGCUUAAUGGACCAAACUACUCUCAUGAUUCAUAA
Messenger RNA from Strongylus vulgaris, 468 nucleotides. The record is from the annotation of a GenBank genome assembly. Lineage: Eukaryota; Metazoa; Nematoda; Chromadorea; Rhabditida; Strongylidae.